AUGGCAGAGCAAGACAAGGUGAUCCUACACGGGAUGUGGGCCAGCCCUUAUGCCAAGAGGGUAGAACUGGCCCUUAAUUUCAAGGGCAUACCCUACGAGUAUGUGGAAGAAGACUUGAGAAAUAAGAGUGAAUUGCUUCUCAAGUACAAUCCAGUUCACAAGAAGGUUCCUGUACUUGUUCAUAAUGGAAAGGCCAUUGCUGAGUCAAUGGUGAUCCUUGAAUAUAUUGAUGAAACAUGGAAAGAUGGUCCUAAACUGCUUCCCAGUGAUUCCUACAGAAGAGCCCAAGCUCGGUUCUGGUCCAGUUUCAUCCAGGAUCAGUUGAUGGAGGCCAGUUUUCUAGUAGUGAAAACUGAUGGAGAAGCGCAACAAAAGGCUGUUGAGCAAGUAUAUGAAAAGCUGAAUGUGGUUGAAGAUGGAAUGAAGAGCUAUCUGGCAGAACGCAAUGCAAGUACUGAGAGCAACUUUGGAAUAGUGGAGAUUGUGUUUUGUGCGUUAUUUGGUCCUUACAAGGCUCAUGAAGAAGUUCUUGGCAUGAAGUUCAUAGUGCCAGAAAAGUUUCCACUGUUAUUUUCUUGGUUGAUGGCCAUUGUUGAGGUGGAAGCAGUGAAAAAGGCAACUCCUCCACAUGAAAAAACAGUGGGAAUUCUUCAGCUUUUCAGGCAGUCUGCCCUGAAAUCUUCUGCUGCAGCCUGA
Molecule: messenger RNA, 696 nt
Organism: Sphenostylis stenocarpa
Lineage: Eukaryota; Viridiplantae; Streptophyta; Magnoliopsida; Fabales; Fabaceae
Source: the annotation of a GenBank genome assembly